AUGAUUAACAAUGGCAAAAUGUUUGCUUUUAGAAACUUUAAUAACAAUAACAAUAAUAAUAAUAAUAAUAAUAAUAAUAAUAAUAAUAAUAAUAAUAAUAAUAAUAAUAAUAAUAAUAAUAAUAAUAAUAAUGAUAAUAAUAAUUCAAAAGAUAAUAUAAACAAUAAUAAAAAUAAAAAUAAUAACAUGGAUAAUGAUGAUAAUAACGAUGGUGGUACUAAAGAAAAGUUUAGUUUCUCUAAACAUGAUGAAUAUCAUCUAAAUAGUUUAAAAAGAGAAUUAAAAUUAGAAUUUUAUAGAAUCAGUGAUGAAAACUUUUCAGAGGCUCCAUAUUUCAAAUUUUUAGAAGAGUUGGUCGCAGAGUUGCCUUUGUUGGCUCUAUCACCAGAGGUAUUUAGUUAUCUAUUCAAAGAAUUAAGCGGAUAUCCAUUGGACUCUAUAAUCGAAAAAAUUGGUGAUAAAAAUAAAUUUCCAUUUUGUCAAUAUGAAUGGACCAAGAAAGCAUGUUUUUUUAGAUGUAAAGAUUGUGCAGUAACAGAUACAAGUUGUGUUUGCUUAGCAUGUUUUAAAAAUGGUGAUCACAUUAAGAACAACCAUGCAUUUAUGGUUGAAGAAAGUGGUUUGGGUGGAUGUUGCGAUUGUGGAAAUGCUGACUCGUUCAAACCACAUGGAUUUUGUAAAGAUCAUUUUACACCAGAAAAAAUUGAGCAUCCAUCAGAUAAUUUAGACAAGGAAAUAAAGAUGAGUGUCCACCUCACAAUGAGGUUCUUUAUAAAGUAUCUUUUACAUUUAUUGCGUAUAGUAUCCAAGCCCAAUUUAAAACAGUUUUCAAAAUAUAAAAAGAAUGAUAUUCAAAGAAUUUUUAGACAGUAUGUCGAAAAUGAAGCUAUAAAGAAAGAGAAAAAACUAUUUAAAGAUAGAACAAGAGAGUAUUUAAAACAGCAACGACUAAUGUAUGAACGUCACAUAUUACAUCAAUUAGAAAGAGAUAGAGAUGCAAGAGAGGCAAGGGAAGAAAGAAAUCAGAACGAAAACAAUACUGACAGUGAUGAAGAUGAUAGCGAUGAUGAUAACAAUAACAAUAACAAUAAUAAUAAUAAUAACAAUAAUAUUGUUCUUAAUAUUAACAAUAAUAAUAUCAAUAUCAAUAUCAAUAAUAAUAACAAUAAUCAUAUUGGUAUUGUAGAAAGAUUACGUCAGCAAUUUGAAUUUUUUCAAGGUGGAAAUCUUAUAAUUCGAGAUCAAAAUGAUUUGGAUUUUGAAAAUGACGAAGAGGAAGAAAAUAACAGUGAUGACGAACCAAUUCAAAAUCCCCCUGAACAAAUAUUUAAUAACUUAUUAUAUAAUCCAAGAGAUGUUAUUGGUAAUUUAAUCGAACAUAUUUUUGGUGCCAAUGAUGAUGAGGCCCAGCCAAUGGAUACAAAUAGUGAUGGAAAUAAUGAAGAAGAGGAAGAAGAAAUAAGGGUAGAGGAGGAAGAGGAGGAAGAGGAAGAUUAUGGCAACAACUGUGAUCUUUACUUAGCCACUGAAUCUGAUGGUGAAUAUAGUUAUAGUAACGAUGGUAGAAAUAAAAGAAAAAAGAUUUAUAGAGAAAAAGAGUCUGAUAGCUAUGGACUCGAUAUCAACAGUGAUGAUAAUGAAACACCAGAUGAGGAUGACGAAAAAGAAGACGAGGAUGAAUAUUUUGAAGGUUCUGACAACGAAGAGGAUGAGCCUGAAGAUAUUAAGUUCAAGGAAUUUGAACCAACAUUAUUUGGUAAAAAUUUUAUAAACCCCAAAGGUUCUGUGCCACUCAACAAAUCUCAAAAUCUUAAUGCAAGUUUAACAAAUAAGGUUGUCAUUAGAAAAUUCCUUAGAAAACUAACACUAAGCAUUGCAAAUAAUUUACUUCGAUGGAUAGAUUCUGUUGCUAGAAGCUCAUACCCAAUUCUCUAUAUUAUCAGCGAAGAGUUUAGUAGACGUCAGUUAGAUCCAAACAAUUUCGAAUUAUACAGUCCAAUCGAGCUUCCAUAUCUUGAUAAAAUAAGCUAUCAGAAAGAUACUUUUGGAAACUCAAUGGGUUAUGUUUUAUCACUUGUAGACUCAAGAGCAUCAGUACUUAUGAUCUUUAGACCAUUAAUCAUCUCACUUUUGGGUAAUAGAUUCUUCAAGUUUUUAUUUUGUGAAGAAUUUCUAAAAACCUACAAACUCUUGGCCCUAUCUUCCAACCGUAGGAUUAGAUCACUAAUAUCUGCCAUCUCUUGUCAAAUGUUUGAACUUCCGUCGAUUGCUGUGCCAUUUUGUACUGGAUACUCAAAACAAAAUCUUUUUAGUACAUUAGCAAAAACUUUGCUAUCAUUGGUUCAAAUGAAAUCAGAAUAUGAUCUAUCAACUCCAACCGGAAGAAAGAAGUAUGAAAAUGAAUUUUAUUCAAAUCAAGAUUAUAGCUACAUUUCAAAUAUUUUUAAACAUGAUAAAAAUUGUAAAUUUCUUUAUGAAAAUUCAGAAUAUAUUGAUGACUUAUUAAAGAUUACCAAUGAAAUUCAACUUAUAGUGCCAGUUGUAAGAAAAAUCAAAUGUGCCAUGGAAUACGAAUUAUCAGUUCUUUCGAACGUUGUUUCAAUUGAAUGCCAAAGCUUUAUUACUUUUGACACCUUUUUCCACUCCCUUUCAAAACAAUCUAUUCCAAUUCAUAAAUAUUUUGAUAUCUUAUUAAAUCACCUAAAUGAUUCAAUUUCAAAAUAUAAUUCUACUCCAUUAAGUCCAAAUGAUUCAAGAUUAAUUAAAAAUAAUAAUAAUAAUAAUAAUAAUAAUAAUAAUAAUAAUAAUAAUAAUAAUAAUAGCAUUGGUAAUAAUAGCAACCCUACAACAACUACAACAACUACUACCACUACUACCACUACUACUACCACUGCAACAACAAAUCCAGCUUCACCAAAACCAAUGGUAACUCAAACAUUUAGUAAAUUUAAUUUAUUAUUCCCACAAUCAGAUAUUUUUAAUGGUGUUGCUCCAGUUCAAUUACAUUUACCAACCAAUAGACUAAUUGGUGUUUAUAUUUUAAAUGCCAUCGAAUUAAAAGAUUAUUCAGUUGAACAAAUUAAAUCAAAACUACCUUUUGAUUCAUUGGUAUUUUUAGCAACCCAAUCAAUGUUACCAUCUGUACUCAUCCAUCAAUUCCAUUCACACCUUUGGGAAAGAAAUUUAAAUAUCAGCGAAUUUAAUUCUUAUUAUCUUUGGUCAUUACUGUCAUUGGACAACACCUUGGUGCAAUAUUGCUCAAUUUUAUUAGGUCCAAAAUACUUUAUGCUAUUAUGUCUCAGUAACUUUACAAGUAACUUUAAAGAAAUUGAAAGCAAUCCCAAUGCAAUUUCUCAAUUCUUUAAAUACUUGAUUUCAAUCAUUCAACAUAGAAAGCAAGCAACAUUCGGUGAAAAGGAAGCUCGUUACCACGUAAUUCAAGCCCUUACCUUUAAUGUAAAUAAUUUUUCAAGACUAUCAGACCAAAGAAAAGAAUUCUCCCAAUAUAAUAAUGUAGAAAAUGUAAUUAAACAAGUUAGUCAACCUAAAGAUGGUAACUUAGUUUUAAAACCAGAAUAUUGGAACCGUUUCGACAUCUAUUACCCAUAUCAUUAUUUUGAUCCAAGUUCAGGCACUAGCAAAUCUUUAGCCAACUAUUAUGAAUACUUAAAACAAAUCAAACAUCCAAUUCCUGAAUCAUAUCCACUUCCAAUGGUUAAUGACCCUUUGCCAGAUAAUUUAAAAGAUGUCGAAAAGAUUUUAGAUGACCCAUUACUAUUCUCUAUUAUCAGUGCAAUCAUCUCCAAAUUUUUAUAUCCAAAAUAUGAAAUGGUCUCAAACUUUACAUUCAGCGUUCAUAGCAAUAAUGAUUUCUCUGAUAAUGUAUUAAAUAGAUGUAUUGCCCAAUUUUUAUCAACGGACCGAAGUGACUCAAAUGAAUACAACCAAUUCUAUGACCCAUUAAUCAGCCACUGUCUCUAUAUUAUUGUAUUAUCAAUUCGUACCUUUAUGGAAUCAAAAUCACAGGAUCUCUCAGAAGAAGAACAAUCUAAAAUCCAUAACCUAAUUCAAUGUACUAUACUUAAUAACUUUGAAUCAAUAUCCACAUCAACUAAUGACUUUAAUAAUUGUAUCAGCUGCUUAUUUAAACCAUUUAGAUUGUUAUACAAUGAUCAUUCAAUUCAAACAAAUCUAUUCUUUUUAAUUAUAGACUUAUCGUUCCAUAUAGAAAAGCUCAAAGUGUUUUCAGAUAAAAAAGAUUUAAUCAGCAAAUUUUUUACAUACCUUCACGAUUUUGACUCGAAUGUUUCAGAACUAUUCACCCAAAAAAAUUUUGAUAUCUCAUCAUUACUUUCACAACAAAACGAAAUUAAUCAUAACAUUAGAAGAAAAAUCGCCCAAGAGAAACAAGAAGAAAUUAGAAGAAAAAUGGAGUUACAACAAAAACAAUUUAUGCAAUCAAAUCAAUUACUUUUAGAAGAAGACGAUGAUGAAGAUUAUGCAGAUCACGAUGGAGGUCCAACCAACACCACCAAAAUAGGAAAUCUACAAGUAAAAGAUUUAGUUUGUGUUGUAUGUAAAAAUAAUCAUGAAACCCCAAAUAACCCAAUUUGCUCCAUCGGUGUCACAGAAUAUAGCUCUGUAAAAAGGAUGAGUGAAAACCAAUCAUCGCACGAUCCUUUACCAAAAUCUAAAAAAGAUUUAGACAAUCGUAAAAACUCAAUCCUAAAUACAAAUGCAUAUAAACUACCAACCACUGACAUCGACGAUAACUUAAUACAAAUAAUCUAUGGUACUGGUACAUUUACCCAAACUUGUAGUCAUUAUAUACACCAUUCAUGUCUCACUCAAUACUCUGCAAAUCCAUUUGAUGGUUUUAAAUGCCCACUUUGUAAUCGCUAUUCAAAUUUAGCAUUACCAGUUAACCAAGCCAAACCAAUUACCGAUGAUGACUCAUAUAAUAUCACAACCCUACCACCUAUAAGAGAUGUACUUGCCACACUAUUCACAUGUUACCCAAAUAAAGAGACACCAAGCUAUUUAAUUGACAAAACCGACUCUAUCUAUUUCCUCAAAUUUAUAUUAAACAACAUUGAAACUUUAGAAAUUGCAUCACGUAAAAACAACAACUACUUGACCAUCCCCACCGAUCCAAUGAAACAAUCAAUCGAUAACUCCUACCAUGUUUACUCCAAAACUGAGUUCCAACGUCAACUAGAUACACUUACUCUUUUGUAUAGCAAUAUCAUCAAAAUCACUGAAAGAAGAUAUAAUACCUAUGACUUUUAUAAAAGCGAGCUCCAAUCCAAAUAUGCUCAAAUUGAUCCAUUCAUUAUUGCAAUUUUACAACACUACGUCAAUCGUGGCACUGACCCAUACCAAUAUAUAUUACAAGCUUACACUCACUUGGUUGCAGAUAUCAUUUCAAACAAGGUCAGUCAAAACCCACUUUUCAAUUUAUUAAAUCAGCAAGAUGAAAUCGAACUCAUUUUACAACCAUUCAUUAGAAAAUCUUAUCUUUUCUUACACUAUUGUUAUAUUUCCUCAAAACCAAUUUUUGAAAUCAAUUUUAAUUUUAGCAAUGACGAAGAUAUCUAUACCUUUACUCCAAUUACAAUUGAAUCAUUUUCAAAUAUUAAAGAAUUAAAGAGAAAAUUAAAAUUACCAUCAAUUUCAGAAAUUUCAAAUGAUAACGAAUUUUUAAUUAGAAUGAAUCGUAUAAUGACACCAUCUAGUAUCAAAACUUUCAAAUACCCACUAUUACAUACAUUAGAAUCAAAGCUACCAAAAUUCAUAGAUUUACCAAAUGAUCAUAUUACAUUUUUAAUGGAUAAUAUUACCAAAUCAUGUUCAUCUAAUUGUGAUUCAUUACCACGUGGUGUUUGUUUAUUCUGCGGUCAUGUUGUUUGUUUUGGCAAUUGUUGCCCAGGUGAAUUUAAAAAUCAUAUUAACAAUUGCUCAUCUCAUGGUAUUUUCCUUGGUAUUUGUACACCAGAGAUAUCACUAUCUCUCCGUAACUUUGAUAGAGACUCUUCGUUAUCCAUUUACUAUGACAAGUUUAACGAACCUGCUCUAAAAUCAAAACCAAACCUUCACUUAGAUUUAGAUUCCACUAAAAAUAUUUAUAUUCAAUGGUUGAAAGGUUUAAUACAUCAAAGACAAAAUUAA
Dictyostelium purpureum is the source of this 6168-nucleotide messenger RNA. RefSeq lists its product as uncharacterized. NCBI's taxonomy places the organism in Eukaryota, Evosea, Eumycetozoa, Dictyosteliales, Dictyosteliaceae. Gene Ontology annotation, cellular component: cytoplasm; ubiquitin ligase complex. Bases 1 to 6168 code for a protein of 2055 amino acids. Gene Ontology annotation, biological process: protein ubiquitination; ubiquitin-dependent protein catabolic process via the N-end rule pathway. Gene Ontology annotation, molecular function: zinc ion binding; ubiquitin protein ligase activity. The transcript is spliced from 6 exons. The record is from RefSeq and is a predicted model, not a curated record.